ACCCGCCCUCAAACUUGCCCCCCCGUGGCCUAGGGCAUUUGCCCACGGAGGCCCCCGGGGGCACCCCGGGGGGCCCCCCAACUCCCAAGGGGUCCCCUGGGGGCCCCUCUGGGGGCCCCCCAGUGACCCUAGGGUUGUCAGGGGCCCCCUCUGGGCUCCUCCCGAGUCCCGCGGGGCCCCCGGGGGGCCCCCCCUGGGGGGCCCCCGGGACGCUGGGGGCCCCCCCCGGGGGGCCCCCCGGGACUUUGGGGGCCCCCCGGGCAGGCGUGGGGGCCCUGGGCCAGGGGGGCCCCCUUUGGAAUGUGCUGGGGCAAGAGAAGGAGGCAGUGGAGGCUGCAGUGGAGGCGGAGAGGAAGUUUGUAGAAAGGCGUUGGCUGGAAAGAUUGGCUGAGACGCACAGACUGGCGGAGGCGCAGCAAAAGGCUGUGAGGGCACAGCAGCAGGAGAAGCUGAGGGUACUGGGGGCCCCCAAGUGGGCCUUCUCUGUAGACAGCGAACGCGUCGAGGCCCCUGCGGCUCUUCACUACGACUACAGGACUUAUGGGCCCUUCUUUGAGAAAUAUGUUGAGGAAACACAGGGGCAGGUGAGCUGCAGCGAGGUUCACUACGACGCUGCAACAGGGACUUUCGAGGAGACGCCUUUGCCUCCGCCGGGGAGGAGCAUCAGCCCUCUGCAGCGGCAGCAGCAGCAGCAGGAGCAGCAGCAGGAGCGUGAGCGUUGGGCUGCUGCUGCUGCCGCUGCUGCUGGGGAGGUGUACGGCCCCGCGUGCAGCGGCUUCCGGCUGAAGCAAAUAACGCCCCCCGUGGCCCACCGCAGCGGCAUCAGUUCUUUCUUUUAUUUUCACUCCCCACACUCAGCCCCAUUUGUUCCUUUUAUAAAUGCAUGCAGAAGAGAAACUUUUACUCUUCCGAGACCCGCAGUGACAGCUUUAAAAAUAGAAAACUUGGAUUCUUACGUGGACGCGCCUCCGCUGCAGCCCCCGGGGCCGAGCCAGCUGCCCGCGACGUUGCUGCAGCAGCAGCAGGACCCGCAGCAGCAGCAGCAGCUGCAGCAGCUGCAGCAGCAGCUGCAGCAGCAGCAGCAGCAGCGCCUCAAGGGCAUCAGCCCCUCCGCCUUCAUGACCCGCCUCCCCGUCGAAGUUGGCAUGUGUGUUAUUGGCAUGCGAGAAGAUGUGGAGGACCUAGUGGAAAACUUGCGACAAAUAGUAUUUCGGAGGAAAAAGAAGAAAAAGACCAAAUCGGGGGCCUCCCCCCUCGACCAGGGGACCCCCCUCACCGAGGGGGGCCCCCUUGGGGAGGGGGGGGGCCCCAGGGAGGGGGCGGCCCCCGGUGGGGGGGCCCCCUUGGGCUCGUUUGAAAAUCCGUGGGUGGCCUCUUUGUCUGUGAAGGGCCCCAUAGCUGCUGUUGCUGGGGACUUGGUGCUGCCAGAGGAGUUGGAAGUGGUGAACAAAAGUCAGUAUUUGUGCACAAUGAAUGCGAAUUAUUAUUUGAACUUGAAAGUGAAAAUAGAAGAAAUAGAAGAGUACGUGUUGCCGGAGUUCGGCUACGACAGCCUCAACAGAGAUAUCGACAAAGACGGAUUCUUCUACUUCGCCAGCUACUGCGCCCCAGUCCAGGCCUUUGGCUUCGAGGCCCACAGAGUCCCCGAGACUAUCUCUUCUGCUGCUUCUCCGGAGGCUCAUUCCCGUUCUUUGGCUUACUAUUCUGCUGCUUCUUACGCGGAGGCGCAGCAGCAAAGAUUUGGCAGAGACAGGCGCGACGACCCCGUUUUCACGGAUCUCGCCAAGUGCCUCCCACGCCGUAGGGCCCUCGGGGGGCCCCCCAGGGGCCCUGCGGGGUCCCCCCCUGACGGGGGGCCCCCGGGGGCCCCCCUCCAGCCGCAGCAGGGGCCCCCCGAGGAGGGCCCAGUGGCGUCUGCGUCCCCACAGGUGGCAUCACCGGCUCUUGAAGAGGUGGUGGGCACCCCUGGGGCCCCGGGGUCCCCUGGGCCUGCAGAGGGGGCUGGGGCCCCCCGAGAGGGGGCCCCCGGUGGGGGUGCCCCCCAGGGAGGGGCCCCCCCGUUCCCGUAUGAGACGCUGGGAGAAGUUGUGACAAUAGAGAUUCAUACGGAUGGAUCUGCAACGCCUCGAGAGGCCUUUUUAGAGGCCCUUGAUAGAGUGAAAGGACUUGCUGUCUCUGUGAAAAAAGCUCUUUUGAAUAAUUGCAAAGAGUCAAGAGAUGGGAACGCAGAAGAAGAAUUCGAAGACCCAGAUAUGUACAAAGACAAACACAGGUACAUUGGAGUGCCAUGGAACCCUUAUAAGGAUUCUCUCGCAAGAACAAUUGACCGCCACAAGACCUUUUUCAGGAAGGACAUUUUGAGGCAGUACAGCCCCGUCAAAGAGCAGCUCAUGGCCCGCAGGGAGCUCUUCGGGACCCCCAGGGGCCCCCCACCAGGCCAGCCUGCCCCCGCAGCUCCAGGGGCCCCAGGGGCCCCAGGAGCCCUAGGGGCCCCAGGAGUCCCAGGGUCCCCAGGAGCCCCAGGAGCCCCAGGGGCCCCAGGGGCCCCUGCAGCGGGGGCCCCGGGCCCCUGGACGCCGCCGUCGGGGGCCCCCACAGCCGCUGAGUGGGCCCCCCAGGCCCCCCCAGCAGGGGCCCCAGCCGAGCCAGAGGGGCACCCCAAGGCGCAGGGGCCCCCCGAGGGGCCCCCGCUGCCGAGCGGGGAAGAACUGGAGCGGCUGCUGGAUGAAGAAGAACUGGAGGACGAGUUGGUGCAGCGGAGCCCGACGCUGCGGAUAGAAAGAGAAAAGGAAUACCAAGCAACUUUGCAAUUGAAAGAAGAUAUUGAAACUGGGAAGCAGCUGCAAGAAAGAGGCGACGGGGAGGGCCUCCCCAAGUUCCCCCUCAAACACAAGGGCCUCGAAAUGCCCCCAGAUUGGGUCUUAGAGGACUUCAUGGCCCAGAGAGUGCCCAUAGGCUGGGUCACGGGCUUCACCGACGACUGA
This is a messenger RNA of Eimeria tenella, 2984 nucleotides long. RefSeq lists its product as uncharacterized. The record is from RefSeq and is a predicted model, not a curated record. Gene Ontology annotation, biological process: regulation of transcription by RNA polymerase II. The transcript has 4 exons. The annotation marks the transcript as partial. NCBI's taxonomy places the organism in Eukaryota, Apicomplexa, Conoidasida, Eucoccidiorida, Eimeriidae.